UUUCGGUUGGCAGUACAGAAACUUUUUUUUCGGCUCGACCUUCACAUUAACAAAAUUGCAGACGGCGUAAAAAGUUUACCAGUAAAAAUGCCAAUUGCCUUUGGCAACAAAAUUCUCGUCAUUUGUGUAUUUCUAGCCGGGAUCGGUGUGGGCCCCCUGUUUGCCUUGACGGGUCCCAAAAAGUGCCACGAUGUGUGCCCGAUGAAGUAUCGUGUCGUCUGCGCUCUGAACGCCCUGGACGGCUGCCUACGCACCUUCGCCAGCAGCUGUGUCAUGAGGAUGUACAACUGCAAGUACCAGAAGGACUACCAAAUCUUGUCGGAACGGGCCUGCGAGAUCAUAACCCACGAUGAGCUGAACAACAUUCUGGGAACCCUUCUGCAGAAAUAAGUUUUUGAAAUGUUAUACAAAUUGUUAUUGAAUUAAUUAAAGUACCUUUAGGUUA
Drosophila obscura is the source of this 445-nucleotide messenger RNA. RefSeq lists its product as uncharacterized. NCBI's taxonomy places the organism in Eukaryota, Metazoa, Arthropoda, Insecta, Diptera, Drosophilidae. The coding region runs from base 88 to 390 and encodes 100 amino acids. The record is from RefSeq and is a predicted model, not a curated record. Gene Ontology annotation, molecular function: protein binding. The transcript has 3 exons.